Messenger RNA from Eurytemora carolleeae, 491 nucleotides. RefSeq lists its product as uncharacterized. Bases 29 to 367 code for a protein of 112 amino acids. The transcript has 3 exons. Lineage: Eukaryota; Metazoa; Arthropoda; Copepoda; Calanoida; Temoridae. The record is from RefSeq and is a predicted model, not a curated record.
UCAGUUAUCCGGGAAACAUCUUCGAAAUAUGGCGGAUCCAGAGGGUUCAGAGGCAAGCAAGUUUACUUUUGCAGCUAGCAACGACAAAGACAGCAAAGCACUUGGUUUUGUUUUGGAAGAUCCCAAUACAAUAAAACACGAGAAUGAUGGUGGCCCAAAAUCAUACUGGAUGGCGUUAUUUUUGUCGAUUUGUCUUGGAGUAUUCGGCUUUGAUUGGGUGUAUUUGAGUUGUGGAAAUACGAGGUAUUUUAUGUUUGGAUUGAUGAAGUUCUUGACUGCUGGUGGAGCUGGAAUAUGGUGGAUAGUUGAUAUUGUCAGGAUUGCUACGAGAAAGUUCAAGGAUGGACGUGGAAGAGAACUUGUAUAGAAUCCUUCAAUCAGAACUUAAAUCAAUGUAUGGAUUAAUAUUAAGAUUGAGUUAACCUAGUUAGUAUCUGUAGGAAUUAUAUUUUGUCCAAUUUUCUAUCAAUAAACUGUCUCAUAAAAGCUUU